Messenger RNA from Lates calcarifer (barramundi perch), 10592 nucleotides. It is a transcript of the gene kcnh2b, whose product is annotated as potassium voltage-gated channel, subfamily H (eag-related), member 2b. Gene Ontology annotation, molecular function: inward rectifier potassium channel activity. Gene Ontology annotation, biological process: regulation of heart rate by cardiac conduction; potassium ion transmembrane transport; regulation of ventricular cardiac muscle cell membrane repolarization. Gene Ontology annotation, cellular component: membrane. The record is from RefSeq and is a predicted model, not a curated record. The coding region runs from base 669 to 4583 and encodes 1304 amino acids. The transcript has 22 exons. Lineage: Eukaryota; Metazoa; Chordata; Actinopteri; Centropomidae.
ACAGCGAGGAGGAAGAGAGAUACAGAGAACACCUCCAAAAACACCGAUCAAGGACGAAUCAAGCUGCGGAUCUGCGCUCUGCUGUUUUCUUUUAAUCACUACAGUGUUCUGUUUCUCUCCAGUGAAACACGCGGACCUUCAGAAGCAGAGGGAGGAGGUGGAAUGAGAAACAAAUGAGAAACGCGCAGCUCAGCGCCCCAACUAUGGCUCCAACGACGCUCGUCGUGAAGCUCGCCCAGUCCGCUUCACAGGAGCGGACUGUAGUGCAGGAUGAGAGGUCUGCUGCGCUCCAUCGAGUGUGAGACCAGAAAGAAAUAUCACCUGACCGGCGGCCCUCCCCUCGGGGGACAGAAACAGACACCCUCGCACCUCUCAACCUGGAAACUGGAGGCUGGAAACGGUUCAGAUCUGCCGUGCGUACAGUGCGCCUCCUUUCCAGAACUCUCGUCCUCUCACUUUCUCCUGGAGAUCCAGCAGAAGCCUGCGUCUCUCUGACCAACUUGGGAAAACUUUGGCCCACGGAUUACCGCCGCUGAACCUACCAGUGUUCAGUCUCCAUGCGGAGAGCGCAGUGAGCAUCGUGCGCUCGGCUGCGGGGAAGGGAAACGCAGCCUCGGUGCGAAAUUAUUAAAAGUCCUGCAAAGUCUCUCAAAGCCACCGCAGCAAAGAUGCCGGUUCGGAGGGGCCAUGUGGCUCCGCAGAACACCUUCCUGGAUACCAUCAUCAGGAAAUUCGACAGUCAGAGUCGUAAGUUUGUCAUCGCCAAUGCAAGAGUGGAGAACUGUGCCAUCAUCUUCUGCAACGAUGGCUUCUGCCACAUGUGUGGUUACUCGCGUGCUGAGAUCAUGCAGAAGCCGUGCACGUGCAACUUCCUGUACGGACCAGACACCAAACGACUGGCUAUUGCCCAGAUGGCACAGGCCCUGCUGGGGUCGGAGGAGAGGAAGGUGGAGAUCGACCUUUACCGGAAAGACGGUCAGUGCAUCCUGUGUAUGGUGGAUGUGGUGCCAGUGAAGAACGAAGAUGGUGUGGUGAUCAUGUUCAUCCUCAACUUUGAGGUCAUGUCAGAGGAAACAUUUGAAGACCACAAACAGGAGCUUAACCAUCGCCUGCCCACCUGGCUUGUCACCGGUCGUCCACGAGGCUUCAAGCUGCGUCUUCCCCUGCUGCGCUCCCUGUCCAACAGUAAAGUGUCUCUGGACGACGCAGAAGCCGGUCAGAUCCCCACCGCUACACCUCUGCCGCUGCACCCAGACCACCAAAGUCGGGAGUCCUUAGGACUGGGGGAGUUCCUGCCACUUCCCCCCAUACCACCAGACCACCAAGAGCAAAUCAGUGGAAGCAGGUCAGCUCUACAGAGUUGGCCAGAAGACCGCCAGGAGGACCAGCGCACCUUACUGCGCUCUGGGCCUCCUGUACCCCCUCCUCCACCUCCACCUCCUCCGCACGGAGCCCACCUGGUGGGUCCCCUCACGCAGUCAUCACCCUGUGUAGCGCCCCACCACCGCCUCAGCCUCAACCCGGACGCCUCGGGCUCCAACUGCUCCUUGUCACACAGCCGCUCACGAGAAAGCUUCCACAGCAUGCGUCGUGCGUCGUCUGUCGAUGAGAUUGAGGCCAUGAGGCCGGACUGGGACAGAAAGAACCGGAGAGCAAGUAUCCGGCCGGGGAGCAGCAGCACCGGUGCAGUAAACAGUAAAUCCAACAUACUGAACUCCACGUCAGACUCAGACCUCAUGCGGUACCGAACCAUCUCCAAAAUCCCUCAGAUCACCCUCAACUUUGUGGAUUUCAAACCUGACCCGCUCAUCGCCCUGCCCACAGGGGAGAUGGACAUCAUUGCUCCCUGCAAACUCAUUGACCGGACACACAAUGUCACAGAGAAAGUCACACAGGUCCUGUCUCUGGGUGCAGAUGUGUUGCCAGAGUACAAGCUCCAAGCUCCUCGCAUCCACAAGUGGACAGUGUUGCACUACAGCCCCUUCAAGGCAGUGUGGGACUGGCUGAUCCUUCUGCUGGUCAUCUACACCGCCAUCCUGACACCCUACUCAGCUGCAUUCCUCCUCAAUGACCAGGAAGAUGUAGCUAUGCAGAGUUGCGGUUACUCCUGCUCUCCUCUCAACGUGGUGGACCUCAUUGUGGAUAUCAUGUUCAUUAUCGACAUCCUUAUCAACUUCAGGACGACGUAUGUGAACUCUAACGAUGAAGUGGUGAGUCACCCGGUGCGUAUCGCUGUCCACUACUUCAAAGGCUGGUUCCUCAUCGACAUGGUGGCUGCUAUCCCCUUUGACCUGCUCAUCUAUCGCAAUGGAGAGGAGACCACCACUCUGAUUGGUCUGCUGAAAACUGCUCGUCUCCUGCGAUUGGUCCGUGUAGCCAGAAAGCUGGAUCGCUACUCGGAGUACGGCGCAGCUGUCCUUUUCCUCCUCAUGUGCACCUUCGCCCUCAUCGCUCACUGGCUGGCCUGCAUCUGGUAUGCCAUUGGUAGUGUAGAGAGAAAUGGUUCAAUUGGCUGGCUCCACACACUGGGGGACCAGUUGGGAAAACACUUCAAUGACUCCAUUCCAGGUUCAGGACCCUCCAUCAAAGACAAGUACGUCACAGCUCUGUACUUCACAUUCAGCAGUCUGACCAGUGUGGGUUUUGGAAAUGUUUCCCCAAACACCAACUCUGAGAAGAUCUUCUCCAUCUGUGUCAUGCUCAUAGGAUCCCUGAUGUACGCCAGCAUCUUUGGGAAUGUGUCAGCCAUCAUCCAGCGGCUGUAUUCAGGGACGGCCCGCUACCACACCCAGAUGCUGAGAGUCAGGGAGUUCAUCCGUUUCCACCAGAUCCCCAAUCCGCUCAGGCAGAGGCUGGAGGAGUACUUUCAGCAUGCCUGGUCCUACACCAAUGGCAUUGACAUGAACGCUGUGCUGAAAGGUUUCCCUGAGUGUCUCCAGGCAGAUAUCUGCCUCCAUCUGAACCGGACAUUGCUGCAGAACUGCAAGGCUUUUAAAGGCUCCACCAAAGGCUGCCUCAGGGCGUUGGCCAUGAAGUUCAAGACCACCCACGCACCCCCAGGUGACACGCUGGUCCACGCCGGGGACGUCCUCACAGCCCUCUACUUUAUAUCCAGGGGAUCCAUAGAGAUACUGAGAGGAGACGUGGUGGUAGCCAUCUUAGGGAAGAAUGACAUCUUCGGCGAGCCUAUCAACCUGUAUGCCCGCCCGGGUAAAUCCAACGCUGAUGUUAGAGCUCUAACCUACUGCGACCUGCAUAAAAUCUUCAGAGAGGAUGUUCUGGAGGUGUUGGAUAUGUAUCCUGAGUUUGCAGACCAUUUCUGGAACAACCUGGAGAUCACCUUCAACCUCCGAGAUACCAACAUGAUUCCAGGCUCUCCAAGCAGUGACGACUCCAACUGUGGGGGAUUCAACAAAUUGCGGAGACGCAAGUUAUCAUUCCGACGACGUACAGAAAAAGAUGAUGCAGAUGCUGGAGAAAUUAAAAAGUCCCAUAAGUCUGUGAGGCGAAGACAGAGGGAGGCAGCUAACAACCAGAAACAAGAGGAGGCACCUAAGAGGCAGUGGGAGGCACAUCGAAGCUCAGUGUCCUCUCACUCCAGUGGUGAUGAGGGGGAGGAGUCAGUUGUGACAGGCCUCGCCCCUCCUCCUGUUAUGCUGGGUAACCCACAGGCUCAGGCCACACCCAUGAACUUUAAUGAGAACACUGAGGGUGAUGGAGACCCCAAGACUGGGAACACCUGCAACGCCCUGUCAGGUGCAUUCUCAGGUGUGUCUAACAUCUUUAGUUUCUGGGGAGAGAGUCGGGGGGGUGGUCAGUACCAGGAGGUUCCCAGCUGCAGCCUGGCCUCCCCGCCACCCCUCAACACACCGCUACACAGCUUGAGCCGCCAGCAACGCAACCAGCUGGACACACGCCUGGACCUGCUGCAGAAACAGCUCAACAGGUUGGAGAGUCGCAUGUCGACAGACAUCGGAGCGAUCAUGCAGCUGCUGCAGAGACAGAUGGCUCUGGUUCCUCCUGCCUACAGCGCCGUCUCCACACCACCUCAGGCCUCACCUUACCCUGGUCCUGGUCCUGGACCAGGUCCAGGAGAGAGGCUGGUUCAGCCUGGUAUACCUCUGGAGACAGACACCCUGGCUUCUUUAUCACAGAUCUUGGAUUCCCAGGACUUUGAGGAGUUCCCAGCCAAGCCUCUUGAGUCUCUGCCGACACAGGACACUUCUCUGAUUAACACCAGCCAGGGCCAGCUCGCCCCCUCUAGACUGGACAGCCUGGGGCAGCAUCUGGAGCUGGAGCUGGGACUGGGGAGUGGGGCUGGGGUUGUUUCAGGGUCAGUAGCAGGUUCAGGUUCAGGUUUAGGGAUGGAGUUAGCGAGUGGGGCAGCAGUAGGCUCAAGCUUAGGAGCAGGAUUAGACUUUGGUUCAGAGGUGUGUAUUGUGGCUGGGGUUGGGCCAGCGGCUGGAUCAGGAGCAUCUCCCCUGGAUCCUGAAACCCAAAGGAGGUUGUCCCUCCAAGAACCACAAACACCUCUGGACUCACGGACACCACAGAGACACAGCUCCGACCCAGGGGGGAGCUAAGGAAGAGGUGAAAUGGGAGGAGAGCGGGAUGGAGGGAGGGAUACAGAGAGAGAAUGAAUGAGUGUGAUGUUUUAUUCUGCAGUUCCUGAUGUUUCCACUGGUCCAUCGUGGCACCUUGGAGAUCAGGAAGCACCUACUGUUCAUCCACCAGAACCCUUUAGUGCACCCAGCUACUGUAUCUUCACCAUCGGUCAUGGAAAGGGUUGAUGCCUCUCUCUUUUACUCCCUCCACCCCCUACCCCACCCCUCCCAUGAAACAUCUGGAGCUUUCUGAACUCCACAAUACAACCUUUAACCAAAACCACAAACAGAGCAGAGAAGAGCUCUGCCUCUUAAUGAACACUGUCCAGGUCAACCCAGAUCGAUCUGGUCUGAACGUCUCAGUCAUCCAAUAAGGAUGGCACAACUUUACACACACAUAAACGACUGCUGACCUGUAGAAGAAUCCCUUUACUGCUGUAUCCAGUGUUGGAUGACUGACAAGAACAAGCAAAGACAACAUCGGACAGAAACAAGUAGCCAUUUACGUCUUGCACUGAAAAUCCUAUUGAUAUAAUGAUUACUCUAUUCUAUAUGUCCGUGGCGCUUCCGAUAAAAUCACAAACUGGUUGGUAAAUUGUAGUGUUAGCUGGCCUAACAGGAAACCUGCUGUCCCGUUCUGUCAUUGGUUCCUUGCCCCUGACGUCCUGCCCCAAGAGGCGGAGCUACCGCUCCCCCCUUCCCAAGAGCACACUGGAUUGGCUGGUUUGCACCUCAGGGGUGGGAACUGGAGGGUUAAAAGCCAUGAAUUUUCUUGAUGAACAUAUCAGCUGCCCUAUUAUAAACAAUGUACAGAUUUGCUAGUGAGUGAAGAACAUAUGGCAUGCUUAGGCAGUGUCGCAAACAGGUAAACUGGCAAACUUACAAGUUUACCAUGAGAAUAGUGCACCAAAAACAGCUAUCUUAAUAUUUCAACAAGCAGGAAAUCCCAGCUUCCUAAUUUCAUGAGCUAUGAGUUGUGACUUUUUAGAGAAACAGAUGUUGUGUUUUAUUAUCAAACACUCUGAAGUGAUGAGGUCAGCAGUGACGUGACACUGGCCUGCUUUGAUUUCUAAGAUGGAAUCAAAGACCGUGUAUGAAGGAAACAUGGUUUAGUUGAAUUUGCUACCUCAGAUUUCAUUGGUCCUUACUUUUUUCACCUGAGCAAGCACCCAGAAUGCUUUUAUCUUGUACAUACAAGUUUGUCAAGUGAUACGUAAAUAUACAAGUUUGCCAGUUUACAAAGACCAGCCGAAUGCGCCAUUAUUCUAUGUACAGUACAAUAUGCAAACACUGGCAAGAAGAGAUGAGUGAGUGCGCUUAAAUCUUAUUAUAUGUGUGAUAAGUUCAGGUCCAGAGCUUCUUAUGUGUGUGUUUGUCCUUGUUUUUGUCUUUCUGUCUGCAGAGCAUGGCGCAGUAUGUUUGUUUCACACACUGUAGAGGGUCACUGUAUUCUGAUAUUUAGGACAAAUUUGUUUUCUUCUUGCCCCAAAGUGAUUUUUAAUGGCUUGUUUAAACAAGCAUGUGACAGAUUCAGUCUUUGGUUUUGAAUCUAGACAGCACAAAUUUAAAACCCUUUACAAUGUAGGUUCCAAGGUUACAAUGAGGUCAUCCAAGUACAUUUAAGAAUUUUAAAUACUACAGCAAUUGUAAACUCAAGAAGAAGAAAUAAUACAAUAGCACCACAUUUUUGGGAACACUUUACAUUAAGCAUUUAUUUUUUAGAAUUGUCUCUAACAGAUACAUGUCUGAUACCUGUCAUGAACUGUUAGCAGGCCACCAGCACACUACCACAGACACUGAUUACUUCACCACACCACCACUUUACUAAUAUUGUUAAAUAAGAAAUACGGCAUGUACAGAGGCCGACAUGCGCCAUUUGGUUUGGUAUUUAAACUAUCACACUGUACAGUUCAGGAUGAUGGCUGUUUACAUCAUAAGGGGUAAAGUUAGUUUAAGUUUUAUGUGAAUUUCCAAAAGUUAUCACUGCUCAGGUUUCAUUUGGCAUAGUGCAGAACUUGUAUUAGGUCUGCCUGCUAUAUGAUGUGGUACUUCAGUCAUCGUUUCUGACAAAUAAUACCUUUAUAAGAACAAGGGAAGGUAAUGUGUACAAGUGAUAUCAAAACUAAACUGAAAACAUCUUUGGUCCAAGCCUCCUAGAUAUUAUUAUUUCACAUCAGUGGAGAGUUGUACUCCAUCAAAGCAGUGCAGCACCUCACCUCACCAUCCACCAGAUAAAUUCAGCCUGUCAAAAAAAUGGAAAUUUAGUAGUGAAUGAUAUGAUUUCUUUUAUUUAUAAAUGUUCCUUUGACUUCAGCCCUACUGUAGCUGGUCAGUGAGUAGGAUGAAGAACACAAGAUUGUGAUGAGGGUUGGUUCCUUAGGAAUGAAAUAGUAUCAAGAGCAUUUUAUUCCUUGUAUAUUAAGAAUUACUGUAUAUGGAAAAAGGUCCCAGAACUAAGAUAUGAUGCUUGGAUUUUUUUUUUUUUUUCAUACAUUUCAAAAGGUGGUGAUGGAAGUGAAGGUGUAGUGGUGCCACUGAUAAGAAGGUGUAAGGGCAUAGUCUGGAGUUUACCCACAUACCUCAGGGCAGGUAGAAAUGUACAGAAUAAUAACAGGAGCAGGUGCAAUGAUAUCCCCUUACAGUGGAGCUGAACUGUAAUAACUCUGAGGUUUGUUUUUCUGCGUAAAUGGCAAUUUGCACAGAAUCUUCCAUUUUGAUCCUGUUUUUAGUUUCGAGUUCUUGUGAUGAAGGAAAAUUUUAAAAACCUAUGACAUCUUCAAAUUGUCUUCCCUGAAACAAAAUUAUACUGAAAGACCCUUUCCUGUAACACAAUGAGUCAUAACAGAGGAGGGAAAGCCUGUUGAAGUGCAAUAGUCCUUUAAACAGUUAAGACUUGUAGCAGCUUAACCACAUCCGUUAAUUUUUAGCACUUUAUUUUUUAGACAGUGCAGAUGUUUAAUAAAGACUCAGGAACGUGUUAUUGGUGUUAUGGAAUCCAUUUUCCUUGGUUUAAGAACUCAAAACCAACCAAUCAGAAAGAAAAGAGUAACAUCCUAAACCUUAAUUUUGGUGGAAUUCCCCUUUAGUGCAGAAUUGUGAAGAUUGUAUUUUGCUGCUUGCUGGUCUAAGCUAUUUAAUUUAUUUAUUUGGUUGUAGGAUUAUUUUGUUUGUCUGUGGAUUGUACCUGCUAUUUAUCACUUUGUCUUGGGUUAAUGAACAGUUCAUUUGGUGGAGAAAGGCUUUCUGUGUAAACAUGUCUCUUCCCAUGUUUCUGUGUUCUUUUGUUCAUAGUCCUAAAAUUUAUGUUCUUGCAACCACUCUUAGUAUUUAUUCAAUAUUUAUGGAUAGAAGUGCUCGGUGAGAGGUACACAUUAUUUGUAUAAUCAUUAUUAAUAACUGAUCGAUCCCCAAAUGCAGACAAAGCCACAUUCAGUACACAUUGUGCACGUGGCCUGUUUUUCCCACAGUCAUCGUCAGUGUCUUUAACCUGUGCAGUUGUUGGACUUUGUGGCCGUCUGUGCACAGCUGAUGUAAUGCUUUGUAAUGGUGCACUUUAGUAUCGAACCAAAGCAAGUGAAUGCUGAAAGAAAUGAUCAUUGGUAACAUGUUAAAUUCAUGUGUAAUCCAACUCUUUUAGGACAUUUGAGUCAAAAAAUGAAUGUUAACUGAAAGCUAUAAUUUGACUCAAAAUGAAUUUGUAAAUGCAGCUGGAUUAUCUCUGAUUUAAACUUUCAUCAAAAAGAUUUUUACAUUAACUUGAAGUGAAUUUUUGCAGCGUGAUCAGAAUGGUUUGAAUGACCUGAACCCAGACAACUACUGUUAAGGGGAGGGCGGUUAGUUCAGUGAAAUGUGAUCCUAAUUGCUAUCAGAUGUAUGGUGAUUCAACCCACUUUUCAGCAUUCUGCAGUUAAAAUGUAAGUGAAUGCAUCGUGGAUGUCCAAAGCUGAUAAGAUGACUUCGACCAAAUCUACUGAGAUCCUCUUACUACUAAACCCUAUUUGCUUGUCAUUGUGUUUUAUUUGGUUUAUUUCACUGACACACCCAUCAUCAUCACUUACUUUUCACCAGCAGUCCCUGCCUGUCGUCACCAGGAACAAGGUCCCAGUGAUAAAUUACACCUGACUACAAAUAUCCAGUAAACACAAAAUGAAGCUGGUUCUUAAGGUUCUUUACCAGUGAAUCUGUUUCUUUUUUUCUUUUCUUUCUUUUUUUUUAAUCUUAUUUUAUUUUAUUAUUUCUUACAGUUGCAGUGCUGAGGUACUGAUUUGCAGAAGUUGGCUCUCCUCGCCAUCUCACGUACUGUAGCGAGUGUUUUUGUUAGUGUUCAAUAACAGUCACCUAGUGGCCUGAACUGUAUAUUUACAUUCAGAACUAUGACCUCAAAACUAGAAUGUGGUUGUUGUCGACUCUUCUUCUUUGACCUUGUAUGUGACAGUACACCUUAGUGGAAUAUUCAAUGCUAGAGAAUACAUUUAUGUAAUGCACACUGCAUAUUAUAACAGUAGAGGGUGCACUUUGGAAAAAAAAUAUCCAACAGGGAAAUGGGUGUGUUUGUGAGGGUGGGGGUGGGUGGGUGUUUAAGGAGGUUAGAGUAGUUUUCCCCUUUGAAUAUUGACACAUACAAAUAUAAAAACUCAGCUACAAUCACAUCUGCACACUUACACACGCACACACGCACACACACCUCCCUUAAUGGCUCUUCCAUACUGCUGAGCUUUUUUCAGCUCUAUUCAACUUUCUAUGAGUUCCGACAGACUUGGGUCCUGUAUUUGUAGAUAUUUUGAGCACUUGGGGAGGGGGGGGUUUGGUACCGUUUACACAACACUGGAUCUGCUGUCACUCCUUGCCUGUACAUACCAACUUCUACUACUUGUAAAGGAAUCAAAACUCUUUGGCACUCGUAUAGCCAGCACUAUGCAGAAACUGAAAAAUUUCUUUGGCAUGCUUUGAAAUGCAGAAUACUAUAGAGGAAAAUAUACUAAAUAAAUAAAGUCUGCUCUAAUUUCUUAUUAAAAUAAUCACCUUAUUGGAAAAAAAAGACGUUGAUAAAGCUGUCCAUGGUUAAAAUGGAUAUGAUGAUGGUGAGGGUGAUUAGAGGUGAUGAGGGUGAUGAAGUUAAAAACUUUUAAUAUUGUGCACAUUUUUACUUGCAUGCUGCACUGAAAAUCAUCCAGCAAUGAGAGGUUUUUAACGUGCAAAGCAGCUGAUUUUUGCUGUAUGCUUGCAAACUGUGUGUAGAGUGAAACACUGAAUUCUUCCGGGUUACGGGAGAGUCAUAUUUAUAUAUACAUAUAUAUACAUACUACUUCCAGGUUAUGGAAGAGAGGGGUACUGAAUAGCUGCAAAUAUAGUGAUCCUAGAUGAUACAAUAUUAUAUUGUAUAUUUGUAUCUUUGGUUGCAAACCACUGUAAUGGAAUGAUGCAUGUGUGGCAGUCCUGGGCAGAACUAUUAAUUGUUUCCCAAAUAUCAAAGUACGCUUGAUUUACCUUAUCUGGGCUGUGUUUCCACUUCUGCCUUGGAAGUUAAAUCAAGUGCUCUUACAAUAUUACAAAUUCUGCUUUUGCCCAGCUGGGACGGGCUACACUCUGAAGAAUGGCUAUUCUCAACACAUCUGAGUUCAGUUUUGGACCACGUCUUACUUUCUUCUCAGUGCAUGGGGUGUUAAAAUCAACAAUAGCAAAUCUUUAACAUCUUUAACAAAAGUACUGAGUUAUGUGUGUCUCCAAAAGCCUCUCACAAAUGUUUUGAAAAUAGCUAAUCUCUUUAAUAGUGUAUACUCUAUGGCAGUCCCUGGAAUAUUGAGUUAACCUUAUAAUACUGGGCUGGCCAACGGAGUGCUUCUAGAAGCUCAUAAUACAUUAUUCAUAUCAAAUGUUGAAGAGGGUUAGAUGGGGAAAUGGUGAAGCUCCAGGUUCUGAUUGUGUGAUAGCAUUAUCAAUGGUUGAACUUUAUAAAAUUUCAAAAUAUUUCUUUCAAUAAACCUCUUU